CACCUGGUGUUAGGCAGUUCUGGUGUGAUUCCGGGAUGAAACCCUGUCUUGUUCCCUAGGGGAUGGAGACAGUGUGUCGAGAGUGGGAUGGGCAGCCUGAGGCGCCGCGUGCCGAGACAACCGUGGUCUCCUGGCUCAGCAGAGAUGAAUGGGAUCAAGUGACGGUUUAUCUGUUCAGUGAUGAUCAGAAACUACUGCGGUACGCGCUGAACCGUAUUUCAGUAUGGAGGAGCAGGUUAGGCAACGACCUGCCCAUAGCAAUAUCUUCUACUGCUGACCUGGUACGAUGUAAGCUCCAGGAUAUAUCUGGUGGCUUGGGCCCUGAUGAACUCAAACUGCUCUAUGGCAUGGCAUUGGUCAGGUUUGUGAAUCUUAUCUCAGAGAGGAAGACAAAAUGUGCUAACCUUCCCCUCAAGUACCUGGCCCAGGAGAUGAACAUCCCAGACUGGAUUGUUGAACUUCGCCACAAGUUGACCCACAAGAAAAUGCCCCAUAUAAAUGACUGCCGCAAAGCUUGCCACUUUGUCCUGGAUUGGCUCCAGAAGACCUACUGGAGCUGUCAACUGGAGGAAAGCCUGAAAGUAACCUGGGAGUUGGAAGAGGACCAGGAAGAAACAGAGGAACAUCAAGAAGAGGAAGGUGAAACUAUUGUUGAGGAUGUAAUAGAAGAGCAACCAGAGCCUCAGGAUGACAAAAAUGAUGAGUUGGAUGUUGAGGAUGAUGCCAACAAUAACGGCAAUGAAGAGGUAUCUUCUCAUCCAGAACCGACCCCAAGACAUAAAGAGUUGUAUGAAAAAGCACGAAAAUUGCUGUUAUCAUAUGAAGAAGAGCAGUUUACGGUGCUGGAGAAAUAUAGGAAUUUACCUCAGGCUGUUAAGGUAUGGAAUAAGCUUUCCCCAAGUGUAAAGUGUAUCCUGGAAGAACUCAAGGGCAUUACAUCGGAGAACAGGGAUGCUUUGCUGGAUACUUUUCUGGAUGAUGGCUUCCUCAUUCCCACUUUUGAGCAGUUGGCAGCUUUGCAGAUAGAGUAUGAAGAAAACAUUAGCUUGAAUGAAGUCUUGGUGCCAACGCCAUUCUCUCAGUUCUGGCAGCCCCUGCUCAGGGGCCUGCACACCCAGACCUUCACACAGGCCCUGCUGGAGAGGAUGUUCUCUGAGUUGUCUACCCUGGGGAACACUGGGAUCCGGCCUACCUACAUCCUUAGAUGGACCGUUGAACUGAUCGUGGCCAACACUAAGAUUGUACGUCAUGCUCGGUGGUUGUCUGCGAGCCAGUGGGAAGCAAGAAAGAACUGGAGACUCUUCAACUGUUCUGCCUCUCUUGACUGGCCCCAAGUGAUUGAGAUAUGUUUGGGGUCUCCGUGCUGGGCCACACGACAACUCCUUCAGCUAGUCUACAAAGCCAUGGGAAAGGUUUUGCCAGAGGAGGAGCAGGACAAGCUACUCCAGGCCUCUUCCAUUCAUAUUCAGAGUAAAGAGAAUGUCACAGCAAAGGCAAGUGGAAGUUCUACCUCCAAUGAGAUAAGUCCAUUCUCAUCGGAUACCUUACAUCAGAACCUACAAUCAUCUAAUGCUAACUGUGAAUCUGAAGAAAAUAUUCAACAGAAGGAGCAAAGCAGCCCUAAAAAUGCCAAGCAAGAGGAGGAAGAGGAAAACAAGGAGGAGCAGCAGGAGGAACAGGAAGACAUUGAGGAAGAAGAGCCAAAUAUCUUUCAAGAUCAGAUGGAGGACAAUGUAGAGGAAAGUGAUGACUUAAAAGUAGAGGAAGAAAAAAGGAAUGAUGAUAAUGAAGAUGAAGACAGAAUGGAGAUGGAUUUAUCUUUCCUGCAAGAAUCCUAUACUUUUGAGAACACUAGCAACAUUUCUGAGACACAAGAAGCUUUGAGGGGUUCAGCAUGGCAAGUAAGCUCUGAGGAUGUGCGGUGGGGUACAUUCCCUAUAGGCCGAAUACCAGGUCAGACUGAGGAUCCAGACGAGCUUAUGUUGGAGAAUUAUGAUACCAUCUAUCUUUUGGACCAACCUGUACUAGAGCAGCAGCUAGAACCUCCAGAGUCCCAGAGUAGCACUGCAAACCCAAAUUGUAACAGGGAAAACUCUGACAGCAGCAAUGGCAGAAAUAGGGAGCGCCUUUACUGGAGCCCAGAAGAAUUGGAAAGGGUCAAAGCUGGCCUGCAGCUUUUCUGAUGGCUGUCCUGAUGCAAGUGUCAAUGUAAUCCUGACAUAGUCCCAGCCCAGUCAUGAAUCCACCCAUGGUACAGACUGGAAAACCUGGGAGACCGUUCAGAUCAGCCAUAUCAAUUCAGCUUUAAACCACAAUGGAAAUGUGAAUGAUUUUCUGUUUUGUUUUGAAAGAUAAUAAACAGAUUUUCGUCAUGGUGUUUGUGAAAUAAGACAUGCAUGUGUUCCGGUAGAAUAUUGUAAUUCUCCCUUUACUUUGUGGCUAUUCUAAAGAUGUUGAGAUGUAACAAGGCUUUUGAAUAGAAGUCGGAGCCUAGGAACUAUUAUGUGUACCAAUUUUGAUUGCUUUCCUAGUGACACUGUAGCCACACCUGCCUCGCUCCUUAAACUUACUUCUGCUUCACUCCCCUGCAAUGUGGGCCAGCCUAUAUGAAAGAAUCAGAGCCCAGAGAAGAGCCAUCACUGUCUAUAGAGCCUAGUGAACAUCUGAGGCAUGGAGCUUUGUAGAGAGCAGGGUGUGGGAGAAAGAUCCAGUUUUUCCUUUAUUGAAUAACAAACAGGAAUUGAAAGCUAAAAUGUUAUUAUACAUACUCCUGCAGUGGGCUUUGGAGCUACAUAAGGCCCCAGAAACAUAGGCCUAACCUGUACCCUGUGUCGGCCAUUAGCUGAAAGAUGAAGGUAGAACCUUUAGCUUAGUGAAGAAUGUCAGAGAUAGUUAUGGCUCUUCCAGUAGCUUAAGAGGUUUCCCUAAGUAGCUAUUUCAAGAAAUGUUAAUACUUUGUUGUAGAUGCUUUUUCAGAAAGUCAACAUGUUCUGUACCCUGCCUGUUCCUAAGCCACUCUAAGCUGGGGAUGGUACCCAGAGCCUCAGCCGUGGUAGGAAAUUAUUUUCAUCACCAAGCGUGGACAGGGGUUCUAACUUGAGUUAGGGCCUUUAGGGAGUGUAUAGCAUCUGAAAGGAUACACUGUUAGACUCACAGCAUUCCAUGAAUCUACCAGCACAGCAGGCUUUUGCAUUGGUUAAUACAAAGGUGUCCCUACCACCAUCACCACCAAUGCUUCGUUCCUACAAUGGCAAAGGCUAAAGAUUUUCUAGCAUACUAGAAAGUCAAUGAUAGAAGUGUCUUCAAGGAACUUCUGGUUUUUUUUUUUAAUUUUUAUCUAACUUUUAUUAAUUACACUUUAUUCCUUUUGUAUCCCCCCAUAAGCCCCUCCCUCCUCCCCUCCCGGUCCCCCCCUCCCCCCCUUUCUGCAUGCAUGCCUCUCCCCAAGUCCACUGAUAGGGGAGGUCCUCCUCUCCUUCUUUCUGAUCUUUUUUGUUUUUGUUUGUUUGUUUGUUUGUUCUUCUCAAUGCAGUUUAUUCAGGAACCUUGAACAAUCUUCUGACCCUGGGGAAAGCCAGCCAACAGCUUAAAAUAGCCUCUGGGUAGCCAACCCCAGCGUGCCUCAUGGGCAAUGCAGAUAGGUCCACAUAACACGGAAGCAAGCCAGAUCCUCAGCCUUAGCCAAAUAUGGAGUUGUUUGUGACAGAGAGCACUCACCAUCUGGAAGGUGGAAGGCAGAAACCAGCUCCAUCUUUAAGGCACGGCAUUACGCAGCUCUCUACCCCUUUUUGUUUUAGACGCAUCAGGCAAGAGUAGAGGUCUGAUCUCUGAUAUUAGAAAUAAAUUGGGACUUUGUACCAAUGUUCAUUUAGGUGUCAUCCACUCAAAGAGCAUCAGACCCGACCUAUACCUUUUUCUCAGAGGCGGGACCUGGGGCAUCAACCCGCAUGCAAUCAGACAUGCUCUUCUCUGGGUCGAAAGCAGCUGACCCUGAGUGCAGUGCUUAGCCUCGCAUCCUGAGCGUAACAUUUUAGCUUUUUAUGGUAGCCAACCAUGCUUGGGGAGACUGUCCUGCUUCAAUGGCUGUAAAGGCCUGAAUGAUCAUGGCUGCAUUACGCUGUUGUGAGACUCUAAUCUUGCAUAUACACCACAGGCAAACCAAGGAGACCAACACCAGAAGGCCUGCUAACCCUCCCAUGCCUGCCCAUUCCUUCAGAUGAGUCAUGGCUGCAGCAAUCCAUGAUGAUAAUCCUGUGGCUAGUCCUGCGUCCACUCUGGUAGAAUUUACCGUAACAAUGGCCACUCUCAGGUGCUCCAUCAUAGUAUCGAAUUCUUCAGUCCAAUUACCUAAAAUAUAGCUAGACAAUUGUUUAGACGGAUUUGCAGCACGGGAAAAAUUCUCAUAUUGUGUGCUAGUGACACAAAGUCCAGCAUACUUCCAUUGACAGCCAAGUUGAGCGACUUGCCAUAGGGUAUCAAUUUGCUCCUGCACGAGGUCAAUCCUCUGAUUGAACACCAUCAAGUCUCCUUUUAGUUGAGCAUUAAUUCCUUUUUGUACAUCUAAAGCAUGAGCUACAUUGGCUAAAAGAUUAUUUAGGGUCUGAGCAGUCUGCAUAGUAUGACUCAUGGCUAAUGCCACGGUGGAAGCUCCAACAGCCGCCAAUGAGAUGGCAGUAGCAAUGGCGGCUGCAAUUCCAAGAUCCCUUUUCUGUCUGAAGACACGAAUCAGGGAUUUAAAAAUGUGAGGAUACACACCCCAUGGUCUGGGGAGAUGAUGCCACAAGCUUUCAGUUCUAGUCUUUUAGAGUAGUUCUCACUUUAUUGCAUAUGUUUUGGGAACUCACAUACCAUUGCUUUUUAAAGACUAGUUUUUCUACUAGAAAAAAAAAAAGGUUUGACAAUAAUAGUUCUUGUUUGGUCGUCCCCCCUGCAACCUCCAGUGUAUGUACACACAUUUUUACCUCUUUUUUUCCCACACACUUCCUUGGAAUCUUUUUUCCCCUUGCGCCCCUAAUCUAGUCUCCUGCUUUUGAAGUGCAUUGAGAUACUGAGACAGACAAAAGAGAAAUGAUUUACCCAUGGAUAAAGAACAGUUGUUAGUUCGGUGUAGAUCAGUGUUUCCUGAAACAUCAUCAUCUGGAUUUUUAUUAGGAUCAAAUCAGACUCCACUCCUUACCUGAAUCAAUGGUUGGGGAAUAGGCCACAAUCUAUAGUUUUGACAUAAGUGGGAUUAUUUUGGUGCAAAAUGGAGUUUGGAAUGUACUGGUAGACAGGUAAAAGCUGCCUAAAGACAGGUUCUAGGCACAUGUCACUACUUAAUUGGAGCAAUCUUAAGCAAAUCAUACCAUUUUCAUAAAUCUGCAAGAAAUUUACCUUUGAAACUUUAAAAUAUCAUACUUAACAGGAUAGAUUUGAAAAGGCUCUUCAGGAUCUGGGAAGAUGGCUCAGUGAGUAGGUAGAUGUGAGUGCUUGAGGACCUGAGUUCAAAUCCAAAGCACCUGCAUAAAAGUCAAGGCAUGGCUGAGCACGGCUAUAACCCUACCAUCAGAGGAAAGGACACCUUUAAUUCAAGAGCCUUCUGGGCAGCCAGAUUAGCCAAAAUGGUGAGAUUCCAGUUCCCUGGUACAAUCCUGUCUCAAGGCAGUAAGUUGGUGAGCAAUACAGGAAAGCCCUUGAGGUUUCCUGCACUCUACAUGUAUACACACAGGCACAUACCCCCACACAUGUGCAUUCACCGUACACUUACACUGUACACAAAACACACACACAUGUUUUCUGGGGGAAAAAUGGACCUGUAACUAAAUUAAAAUGAAAAUUCUACAUUGGAUGCUAUCUUCUAAGAGUGUGAAACAGAGCUUGAUACAUGACAGGCCCUCAAUAAAUACUUAACUGAAUGAAAUGUUUUGUUUUGUUUUCCUGGACCAUAUCAGGUUUUAUAUGUGUGACUGGUGGCUACAGGCAAAACUUGUCUCAAAAGACAAGAAAAUGAUUUUUCCAAGCACACCUAUAAUUCUAGUUUUUGGAAGGCAAAAUUAGAAAAACAGAGAGUGUGUUCUGUGUGCAUGUGUGUGUGUGCCGGCGUGCGUGGGUGCGUGCAUGCAUGUGUGUGUGUGUGUGUGUGUGUGUGUGUGAAGUUCAAGGCCAGUUUGAGAUGCAUCACAAGGCUCUCAUCAAAAAGCUAAGGGCUGAUUCUGUACUUUGGUGGUAAAAUGCUAACCUAGCAUUUGUAAGAUUUUUGGGUGUGAUCAAUAGAAAAGAACCAUAAGAAG
Messenger RNA from Meriones unguiculatus (Mongolian gerbil), 6269 nucleotides. RefSeq names its product ribosomal biogenesis protein LAS1L-like. The transcript has 13 exons. Bases 63 to 2183 code for a protein of 706 amino acids. Lineage: Eukaryota; Metazoa; Chordata; Mammalia; Rodentia; Muridae. Gene Ontology annotation, biological process: maturation of LSU-rRNA; maturation of 5.8S rRNA. Gene Ontology annotation, cellular component: preribosome, large subunit precursor; Las1 complex. Gene Ontology annotation, molecular function: endonuclease activity. The record is from RefSeq and is a predicted model, not a curated record.